Molecule: messenger RNA, 4952 nt
Organism: Astyanax mexicanus (Mexican tetra)
Lineage: Eukaryota; Metazoa; Chordata; Actinopteri; Characiformes; Acestrorhamphidae
Gene: tmcc1a
Product: transmembrane and coiled-coil domain family 1a
Exons: 6
Coding region: 1478-2914 (478 amino acids)
Cellular component (GO): endomembrane system
Source: RefSeq, a predicted model, not a curated record
GUUCUUUUGUGCGUCCUUCAUUAGUCCAUUGAUUGCACUCUUUGGACCAUGGCCAGCCACUGGCUCUGAAGCCCUGGACUUUGAGCUCUGAUUGGUUCAGAGAGAUCGCUGUGUGUUGAUUGGUCACACGCUCACUGGCUACACUUGCUGAACUCUGAGAGGCGAGUGGAUUGUCCAAAUCCGUGGGUUUUCUGAGAAGCAGAAAAAAGAAGUUGUGCCCACUCUUGGAUCGUCACUUUCUGUUCCGGCUUCUCUGUUAGACAGACUGCAUGCCAGGAAAGCUGUGGAAAUGUGGAGCUUCUUCAUUUUUUUUUCACCUCGUUUCUUGAGGUUGGACCACUUUGUGCAAACAAAUGGGACAAAUCUGUCACAUUUUCUCAGCUUACCCUCAGUCUUUCUUCAGUGGAUCUAAAUGUUUCUGUGAGUCUACAGACACUAGGGAACAGUGGACUGUGUUUUGAAUUGCUUCUGCCUUUUUGUCUGACCAGCCCUUGAGCCUCUGUCUUCAACAGUGAUCAAACAUAGCUUCUGUCUGGAAGAUUGACUGAUUUCUAAACUUCAGUCUUCUAGACUGACCAAGCUUUGAGCUUCUGUCCCCUGAACUGAUUAAGCUCGGACAUCUUCCCCUUUAAAAUGAUCAAGCUCUGGAUAUCUACUUUAUAAACUGGCCUAGCUUUUGACUGGGUUUCUGCCUUCUAGACAGACCCAGCUUUGAGAUUCUUUCUUCUAGACGGACCCAGCUUUGAGAUUCUUUCUUCUAGACAGACCCAGCUUUGAGAUUCUUUCUUCUAGACGGACCCAGCUUUGAGAUUCUUUCUUCUAGACGGACCCAGCUUUGAGAUUCUUUCUUCUAGACGGACCCAGCUUUGAGAUUCUUUCUUCUAGACGGACCCAGCUUUGAGAUUCUUUCUUCUAGACGGACCCAGCUUUGAGAUUCUUUCAGACUUUUACACUGACCAUGCUCUACAAGAUAUCUGGAUAUCUUGCUCUGGAUAUCUUGUAGACUGACCAAGGCUUGUAGUUCUGCCUGUAGACUGAACAAAAUUAGAGCUUUUUUUAAGUGAUCAGACUUUGAGCUUUUGUGUUUAAAAGCAACUAACAUCUGUGAUUUUGCCUUUUGGACUGACCAAGCUUUGAGGUUCUGCUUUUUCGAGGAACCUAGGUUUCAGCUUCUGCUAUUUAAAGUGGAGAGAUUUUGAGUGGGCAAGCUUAGAGCAUGUACCUUCUGGACUGAAUAAGCUUUGGAUUUUUUCAAGGAUAUGGACAUCUGCUUUCUCGAGUCACCACUCAUUGUUUGCCUUCUAGAGUGACAAGUUUUGGAACAGAUGUUUUUCAUACUUUGUCAUUUAAGACUCACAACAAACAAGAAGAGCACCAACAAAUCAGACAAGACACUAAAAUACAUGCAAACAAUCAGCUUUAGGCGAUUGUAAGGUGAAAACAGAAGUCUCUGGGUGUCUUCCUGAUUGCUGUCACAAUGAUUUCUCCAAUGGAAGUCAUCCUCAAUCUGGUAACACCAGACUCCUCUCCAUCCACCUCUCCAACCAGUACAAUCGAGAGGUUGGAGGGAAGUCUGGCUCAGGCUGCGUUGGCCGCCUCAUGCGGGACGGAGGGCUCGCUCACGGGGUCUGAGGAUGCGGCCCUUGACCCCCAGCGCACGCGACAGGCCAUCGCUCAGCUGCAGCAGAAGAUCCUGAAGCUGACGGAACAGCUGCGCAUCGAGCAGACGGCACGAGAUGAGAACGUGGCCGAGUACCUCAAACUCGCCAACAACACCAACGACAAGCAGCAGAGCUGCCGCAUUAAACAGGUCUUCGAGAAGAAGAACCAGAAGUCGGCGGCAAGCAUCGCACAGCUGCAGCGCAAGCUAGAGCACUACCAUCGGCGGCUACGUGAGGCCGAACACGGCGGAGCUCCACGCCAACCCAAAGACGUGCUGCGGGAUGUGCAACAAGGUCUACGGGGUGUGGGUGCUCGUGUCAUCACAGGCAUCAGUGAGGGCGUGGUGGACAGUGUUCGGGGUGGCCUCUCCACCUUCUCGCAUGCCACGCACUCUGCGGCAGGCGCUGUGGCGUCUAAACCACGAGAGAUUGCUUCACUCCUGCGCAACCGCUUUGGCAGUGCCGACAACAUCAGCGUUCUGAAGGACGGUGGCGACGAAGCCUGCAGUCCACCCUCGCAUCUGCAGUCCAGCCCGAAGUUUGGCAGUGAGGAGGACUGCUCGAGUGCCACUUCGGGCUCAGCUGGGGCCAACAGCGUGACGGGGGCCCCUGGGGGCCCACCAAGCUCCAAGGGGAACACGAUGGAAAGAGGACGCAGUGGAAGCUUGGAGAUGCUGCUGCAGGAAGUGCAGGAGCUGAGGGAGGCUCAGGCACGGCUAGAGGAGACCCUGGAGGGGCUGAAGAGUCACUACCAGAGAGACUAUUCAAUGGUCAUGCAGGCUCUGCAGGAGGAACGCUAUAGGUGUGAGCGGUUGGAAGAACAGUUGAAUGACCUGACAGAGCUUCAUCAAAAUGAGAUUCUGAACCUGAAACAGGAGCUGGCCAGCAUGGAGGAGAAGAUCGCCUACCAGUCCAACGAGAGAGCUCGUGACAUACAGGAGGCGCUGGAGGCAUGUCAGACGCGUAUCUCUAAGAUGGAACUGCAGCAGCAGCAGCAGCAGGUAGUUCAGCUGGAGGGUUUGGAGAAUGCCACAGCUCGCACUCUUCUGGGAAAACUUAUAAACGUCCUGCUUACGCUCAUGGCCGUCCUGCUGGUGUUCGUCUCCACGGUGGCCAACUGCGUUGUGCCUUUGAUGAAGACACGCAGCCGCUCCUUCUCCACCCUUCUCCUCCUCCUACUCUUUGCCUUUCUCUGGAGGAACUGGGAUGUGCUCUCAGGACACACCCACCGCAUCCUGCACACUCCGAGAUGACCACACCCCCACCACACUUCACCACCUAGAGGCAAUGCCAGUGCCUCGCUGUGUGGGCAAAAAAUAAAAACUGUGAUUUUACUUUUUUUUUAAAGAAACAGGUGUACACGUUUACAUUUUUCGAAAGUAUGAAACAACAAAUAGACUACUUUUUCUCCUAGAAUGCCUUUGGCACACUGCUUUUAUUAUAAUGUUAAUUAAUGGUAUUGUUAUUAUUCCAGUUUCUAAUAAUUACUUGUUUUUUAUCAUAAUUUUAAUCAGUCUUAUGUAGCAUUAAGCUCCUGUUACUCUGUGAACGGGUAACGGGACGCCAUUUGUUUGAUUGGAGUCUGUGUUGUUGAACCUGGAGUUUCCUCCCCAGUCACUGCCUUUAGUAGAUUUUUAGUGAAUCUUAUUGGCUGCCUUUAAAGGGGAGGGAUAUGCACUUUUUGUCUGUGGUUGACAGCAGUGUUAGUCUGCUCUGCCCUCACCUCGUUCAUGGCACUGGAUUUAAAGAACUUUAUGUUGGAGGACUCGCACUUUCCUGAAAGAAUGGACUGAUGGAUCUACUUGAAGUGAGUGGUGCUUCAGGGACCUCCUGUGCUUCCUUACUGUUUCUAUUGGCAAUGAAAUACAACUUUCAGGAACUUUGAGUGAAAAUUUAAGACUGUAUUAGAUGAAUGAUUACACUGUCGAAUGAAGCUUGACUACUUUAGUGAUUGGAGCCUGUUCAUCGUCAUUCCCUUUUUUCUUUCCGAUACUGAUACAAAUUCUUACUUAACUACUCAAAUUGUGCCUAUAAUUCCUAAUAUUUAUUGUGUUCCAUUUCUAUAGGUUUAAUUUUGGUAGUGGCAGUGUUCUAUAUCCCAAAUGUUUUCCAGAUUUACUGAGAAGAACAGCAUUUACUGUUUAAGCUGCUGCACAUUUGAAAAAUUCUAGGGAAGCAUGAUAGUUCCAUACCACAGACAUGCUGCUGGCACCAGUCUAGCAUCAUUUAGAACAUGGGAACACAUGUCUAUCAGUAACUGCUGCAUAGUAUAGAGGCACUCUAUUGCCAGUACCGGUACUGUGUUGAUAUCGGUGGAACAGUAGAGCUCCCCAUCUUAAACAGUAACAUCUGUAAUUCAGUGAUAACUCUCUGGUACUGAAUAUACAUUUUUUUACCAUGUAAAAGGGUCAGCUGGCUGUUAUCACUCUAGAUUCCAAAGCGUUCCAAAAGCCUAGGCUGCAGCUGAGGUGCAUAAGGCUGCAUUUCUUGGCCACUACGUCACAGAAGGCUGUCGCAAAGUAAAUCACCCUUUGUAUUCGACUAAGAAAUGCAGCUGACAUUCCGCAACUGAUGUUAUCUAUCUUUCAUUAAACUUGGUUACCCACAGUUCUCUGUGCAAAUACAAAGCCGGGGGAAAACAGCAACAUAAAAACCGAGUGAAAAUGACAGAAAAUAGAGGCGUGAUUUUAUACAAAAAAAGUUUUUUGCAUAUUAUUAGAACAUUUUGAAGAAAAGAGUGUCAUCACAUGAUAUUUUUGUGUGAUGUGAAAGUUGGCAUUGUUAGCCUAAUUCCAUAUGUGUGACCAAAAACGUACUAGGAAAGAGUCUUUAUAGGACAGUCCUACAUUGACGCCAGCCUAGACUUAGGAAUGCAGCUACACACAGUGUGAACACUUCUUUAAAACUAUCCAUAAUAAAAUCUCCCAACCUCAACUUACAAUGAAAUAAAUAAAUAAUCGUGCGACUGUGGUGCGCUGUAGUAUUCCCUCACCCUAAUUUAAGAUGUGUGGCGUCCAAAUUAAAUGUCUGAAGAAGGUUGAUUUGAUUUUGCACAGUCAUGUAAAGUAGAACCUGUCAGUAUUUCUCUGAUGGGGCAGGUGAACAGGCUCUUGGUUCCCCAACUGUAAGAAGACUAUGACCUUAACUUGACCCUUGAGUGUAUGUAUGAAGGAGUGUAUGUGUGUGUGCGGAUGUGUGUACGGGCAUGCAUGCUUAAAAAACUACAGUGCCUUCUGAUGUCUCCAUGUGUUAGAGACUUGUGUAAUAAAGAGCAUUCCUGCAUAGACCGAG